GGUGACCCCUGGUUUAUAGAGUGCAUUUGUGAAUAAACUAUACAUUUAUUUUUAUUUGCUUUCAGUGGUACCAGUUAUUUCCCAAAUUAAGGGCUAAAAUACGUAUCUCAUGUUAAAAUAAGAAAGGUCAUUAUAUAACCAGUCAAUAAAUUCAAUUCCAUUGCAAUUUAUUAUGGUUUUACCAUAGUCAUGGCCUCGGAACACCAGAUAGAGUAAUAAAGAGUAAUAUAAGAUAUUAAACCAAGAGUGAUUUAAAAUGGGUAAGUUUCAGAUAGAAAAUAAAAUAGACAGUGAGUGGAUAAAACAGUUAAUACACCAAUUAGUUUACACUAGGCUAUUUAUGAGGUCUUAGCCAGGACAUACUUAAUGUAAACAUGUGUAGCUUACCUUUGAUUAUUUGGGAGGCUUUCGUUUUCCCCAUGGAAAAUUUCUUUGCGAUGGAAGAGUCUGGGAACAUUCCAGCCACGCACUUGUUGAAAUCAUCAAAGAAAGAGAGGCUAAUGUUUUUCUUAGCUAUUAGCAUCGCCAUCUUCACCUCAGACCUAAUCAGUGUUGCCAGAUACUGCUGACGUUUUCCAGCCCAAAAUAUGUUCAAAACCCGCCAAAAUGCACUUGAAACCGCCCAAUCUGGCAACACUGGACCUAAUCACUUGUUCAGCCUUGCCUCCGGACGGAGUUUUGUAAUUACUGAUGCCUGAGAGGGCAGGGACGUGAAUUCAUGGCCCGACUUCCUGCUGUAAACCCCUGUCAGAGGCGCAUCAUGAAUUCUGGACCUACUGACUUUUUUAUAUUGUGAAAAUACGGGACAUUUUCGGGAAAAUAAAAAAAACGGGAAGACAGCGGGAAAUAAGUCAAAAUAAGGGAUUUCCCGGGAAAAACGGGAAGGUUGACGGGUAUGAUGAGCACUCAUUCAGACGUUUUAUUCUGUAGAACAAACUGAGAUCACAAACAUGAUGCAAUAAUAGUCAUUCCAAAGUGCAACUUCUUGGCCUUCAGAAACACUAAAAGAAACGAAGAAAAGACAUUGUGAUAGUCAGCAAAUGUUACUUUUGUAGACCAAGCACAGGGAAAAAAAUAUGGAAUCACUCAAUUUUCAGGUAGAAAAUAAGGACUCACCCAGUCAAUUUCCUUUCCCUAAAUUGACACCUGCCUCAGAUUAGAUCUGCUUGUUAGUCUGCAGUUAGAAACAGCGCAGUUAUCACACCUUGGCGGGCUGCUGGACCAAGUGGAUUGGCAAGAAUCAUGGCUCCAACAAGAGAGAUGUCUCUUGAAACAAAAGAGAGGAUUGUCAAACUUCUUAAAGAAGGUAACUCUUCACGCAUGGUUGCCAAAGAUGUGGGCUGUUCACAGUCAGCUGUAUCUAAUGCCGCUUUUCCACUACAAACGCGGCUGAGUUGGGCUGAGCCGUGCCGUGCUGAGUCGGGCUGAGCGGGGCUGUUGGAGUUGCAUUUCGACUACAACCGCGCUGAACCGUGCUGGCUGGAAGUGGGUGGACACAUUGGGUGGAGUUAGUGAAAGUGGGUGGAUGUCACGUGAUGUCGUUAAGCAGCGCAAACAGUGACAUCAGUGAUCUUUUAAGCGGUAGUCUCACGACCCGAAUAGUAAACAAUAAACAUGGAGGACAUGGAGUCGUUAGUGUUGCUGGUCUUGGUGCUGUGGCUUGUUGUCACCGACAACGCGGACAGAUACUGGCAAGAGCGUAUAGAUGAGGCGAGGCGCAUAAGGCUUCAGAAAUUCUCGUAAUUCGUAAUUCUUCUCCUUCCGGGUUUACGGUGUUGACAGAUCCCAGCGUGCUCGCGGGGCGUGUGUGGGCAUGUGAGGACACUCCUCCUCACCAAUCAGUGCACAGGGGAGUGUCUGCUCACGCCCCCAGCCUCACUCGGCACGGUUUGGCUCGCUUCAGCCCUACUCCAAAACCGUGCGAGUUUUAGGGGCUAAGCAGGGCUGAAGCGAGCUGAGUCGUGCUGGUUUUUGGUAGUCGAAACGUGAGCCGUGUCGGGCUGAAGUGAGCUGAAGUGAGCUGAAAAAGGGUAGUGGAAAAGGGCCAUAAGAUAUGGACCAAGUACAAAUAGGGUGACCAUUUCCAUAACACCAAAAAGGAGGACAUUAUUUGGACGGGGGGUCUGGGGGCCCUCCCCCAGAAAAUUUUGUAUUUCUUAGAUGCAAUUUCCUGCAUUCUAAUCAAUUUUAGGGUGAAUAAUGGCAAAUCCCAUCUGAUUCAUAGCCCUCAAAUUUUUAUGUAAACCACAGUGGCAAGAUUGAGAAUGGAUUAUUUUUAUGCAAGUCACUCACGUUUGGUGAACUCAACAUCGCAAUGUUGUAGGGUUAAAGAUUAUGAUUGUGGGGAAAAAAGAGUAAGGUCAAAGCAUUCAUAGUAUUUAUUAUAAUUCAUGUAUUAGCUCUUAGUUGGCUAGAACACACAGUAUUUAUAUUUAUUAAAAACAUUGUGGAGUUAACAAACCACUGAAAUUAAACUUAAGGUGCUGAGUACCAAAAAGCACAACAUUUGUAGAUUCUCAAAGAACAAAUAGGCAACAUAACCAGCAACAUUAUAAAACGUUUUAAAGCAUUCAUAGUAUUUAUUAUAAUUCAUGUAUUAGCUCUUAAUUGGCUAGAACACCAUAUUUGUAUUUAUUAAAAACAUUGUGGAGUAACAAACCACUGAAAUUAAACUUAAGGUAGAUAUAGUAGAUGUGCAUUUGCACUGUCAUCCAUAUCCUAACAAGUUAAGUUGUGAGCAGCUGGUCUACCGGACAGACUCGUGUUUCCAAGUCCCAGCCAGGGCCAGGGGGGCAGGGCACUAGGCACGCGCCAGGAAGAUCAUCAAAGGAUAGAACUCAACGCCUCGCGGUGCGGAGUUCGCAUUGCAUGCCAAAAAACAUCGAGCCAUAGACUCUUUAUUGUAGAUUACUAGUGUGCAGCACAGAUCUGCAGUUUCCCUACAAAACGUUAUUCUAGAACUCUGCUCUUCCAGUCUGGCAAGUCGAUAUUAUAUAAUUCCGCUCAUCGUCUCUAAAAGGAGGACAAAUGUGCGUCCGGCUUGAUGCUACGCCGGACAAGACAUUGAAAAGACGGACGGUCCGGCCUAAAGCCGGACGUCUGGCCACCCUAAGUACAAACAGCGUGGGAAGGUUUUUAAAACCAAGCGUACUGGUAGACCAAGGAAGACAUCAAAGCGUCAAGACAAAAAACUUAAGGCCAUAUGUCUUGAAAACCGAAAAAGUACAACAAAACAAAUGAAGCAUAAAUGGGAGGAAGCUGGAGUCGAUGUACAAGUAUGUGACCGAACCGUGAGAAAUCGCCUACAGGAAAUGGGAUUUUCAUCUAGGAAAGUUAAAAGAAAACCAUCAUUGACACCUAAACAGAAAAGAACAAGACUACAAUGGGCUAAGGAGAAGCAAUCAUGGACUGUGGAUGACUGGAUGAAAGUUAUCUUCAGUGAUGAAUCACGAAUCUGCAUUGGACAAGGUGAUGAUGCUGGAACUUUUGUUUGGUGCCGUUCCAGUGAGAUUUAUGAAGAGGACUGCCUGAAGAAAACAUCCAAAUUUCCACAGUCCUUGAUGAUAUGGGGCUGCAUGUCAGGCAAAGGCACUGGCAGGGUUGCCGCGGGGUUGUGAAAGGUAGUAAAUGAAAUUAGACCAAAUUAAGGCUUGUAAAACGUAGUAAAAAGUAAUAAACGUCAUCUGACCAGGUAGUAAAUUUUUUAACCUCCAUAAUGUGUCUAAAAUACGUUUUUCAAUUUAUGUAAUUCACGUGCAAGCCUAUCUCCUUGAAUUAAUAAACUAGCGUGAAUUUAUUUGUAUGUUGCGAGUAGGACCUGAAUGACGUCACUAUCAUAGCGUUACUUCAGAUAUGGGCAAAUGCAAGUUUUCAGACCUCUGGCUGGAGGAAGCUACGUUUAAAGACUGGCUUAGACCAGUAGUUGGCAACAGCCGAGAGGCUUAUUGCAACGUCUGUAAGAAAGCUAUAAAUAUUACGUGGAUGGGGGUGAAGGCGGUGAAAUCACACAUGGAAUCGAAUAGCCAUCAAACAAGGAUGCGGGGACGAAACGUGCAGCUACCGCUGUCUCUGUUUUGCGCUGGCACUACGGCUACAUCUACAUCCUCGACCUCCACCGCUCCCUCAACCUCCACCGCUACCUCAACCUCGCCUGCUCCCACCACCAGUAACGUUAAUCCCACCAACAGCAUUCAGCCGCUCUGCACUACCACCGCUACACUGCAGGCCGAGGUGCUAUGGUGUUUUAGAUUUAGCAGUGAAACACCACUCGUUCAAGUCGAAUGAUGGCAUAGGAGAGCUGUUUGGCAAGAUGUUCCCGGAUUCCCAAAUCGCCAAAUCAUUCGCUUUGGCCAAGGACAAGACCGGCUACAUGAUCAAAUUUGGCAUUGCCCCGUAUUUUAAGAGGCAACUGGUUGAGGCCAUAAAUCAUGCCGGCCCUUACGUCCUUAUGUUUGAUGAGAGUCUAAAUCACUGGGGGGCAAUUUGGGGCCCGCGGGCCAAAUUUGGCCCACAAAGCUUUUUUUUUUGGCCCGCGCCCUUUGUGCCACUGCCAAAGUGGCGCUGUUGAAUUUCUGUUAGAAGAGGUUUGGCAUUGAGGGGUGACGAUGAAGAGCAGAUAUGGAGCGAAUGGUGAGGGCUAGACAGUGGCAUACUGACAAAAGAAAGUUUAAAAGUUCGUGGGAAACUCAGUAUUUUUUUUUUUUGGAAAUCAAUUCUGAGGCUGUGUGCCUAAUUUGUAGGCAGAAGGUAUCAGUACUGAAAGAAUACAACAUUCGCCGACAUUAUGAAACAAAACACCAAGAGUUCGCUAAAUUCCAAGGCGUUGAGAGGACGGGAAAAGCUAACCAGUUACUAGCGCAGCUUAAAACACAACAACGCACUCUGCUACAGCCGUCAUCGGCUCAGGAAAAUGCUAGAAGAGCGAGCUACCUCAUCACUGAAGAACUGGUAAAAGAGGGACGCUCGUUUUCUUGUGGCGAAUUCGUGAAAAGGUGCCUUACUGUGGCUGCACAGUGUGUUUGCCUCAGUCAGACACGGGCAUUCUCACAGAUAAGCUUGUCAAGAAACACCAUUGUACAUGUACAUUUACAUGUACAUUUGCUUUUUCACAUCUUGUAUACAAUAUGAGACAUUUUAAUUAGAUUUAAGGUGGCAGUACAUGUUACACGUUUGUGUUUGGCCCGCGGCCCACCAACAAUAUUCACUUUCGGCCCACCAUGGGGAAGAAAUUGGGCACCCCUGGUCUAAAUGAAUCGUCAAAGAAAAAACAAAUGGACAUACACAUUCGUUUUUUGGAGGAUGGGUGUGUUCGGUCGAGAUAUUUUGGUUCACAAUUCCUGGGACAUGGAAGAGCUGAUGAUCUGUUGCAGCACAUCAAAGAAUGCAUUGCUCAACUCAAUAUGAGGCAGCUCCUCUCAGUUGGAAUGGAUGGGCCCAAUGUAAAUUUUAAACUCCUUGAUCUCCUUCAAAAGGAGUAUGCUGAGCUGAAUGGAGGUGCUCAAGUCCUGGUGGUUGGGAGCUGUGGACUUCACACUCUCCACAAUGCCAUGAAGGCAGGCUUUACAGCCUGGCAAAUAGACAAGCUCCUGCGUGCGCUCCAUUACCUCUUCCACAACGAUCCUGCCCGGAGAGAGGACUACACCAACAUCACUGGGUCGACCUGCUUUCCCCUCUCUUUCUGUGGCCACAGAUGGGUGGAAAAUGUGCCAGUUGCGGAGAGAGUCCUGGAAGUUUGGCCCAUGAUUCAGAGAUAUGUCAGUGCUGCGGAAGAUAAGAAAGUCCAAAAACCGAACACAGCCUCUUAUGACGCCAUCCUGGCAGCAAGAGGGGAUCCACUCUUAAUCCCAAAGCUUCAAUUCUUCCUCUCCAUUGCGAGAAGUUUUAACCCUUUUCUUCAGAAGUACCAAACAGAUGAGCCAGUGUUGCCUUUUUUGGCAAAAGAUUUAACUGAGCUUCUGUUGAGUUUACUGCGGCGCUUCAUCAAAAGGGAGCUCCUACAGGACCAAACCCCCUUGCAACUCAUUAAGUUGGACAUCUCUGAUGAGAAGAACUGGGUCUCCCUCAAAAGGGUAGACAUAGGCUUGGGAGCUGAAUCAGCCAUCAAGGCACUCAUGGGCAAACCAGGAACCAAGAUAGGGGAACACUCUGUGCUCAGCCUGAGAAAAGAGUGUUUGCAGUGUCUGGUUCAGAUCAUAAAGAAACUGCAGGAAAGGUCCCCGUUGAAAUUCCCCAUUGUGAGGCAGAUUGCCUGCCUGGAUCCCACAAAGAUGGCCAAAGAUCCAGAGUGGUGCAUCGUACAGAUGAAGGCAUUAGUGCAGACAUUCAUCCAGGGGCAGCAGUUGGCAGGUGGCAUUGCAGCUGGUGAUGUCAUCAUUCAACAGUUCUCCUCUUUUCUCUCGGAUGUGGGCAGAGAUGAAGAAUUUGUGUCCUUCCAGCCCCUUAGCCAGCGUCUGGAUGUCUUCCUCCAUUCCAGACUGCGCACUUCCCACCCUGACCUGCUGAAGUUUUGCCAAAGUGCUCUCCUCCUGUCCCAUGGGCAGGCCACAGUUGAAAGAGGCUUCUCGGUCAACAAGGAGGUGGAGACGUGCAACCUCCAUGAAGAGUCUCUUGAAGCCCUCAGGUUAAUCUGUGACAAAGUGGUGGUGUCCUGAAUGUACCUCUGUCCAAGGAGCUCCUGGCCUCUGCUGGUUCAUCAAGAUCACAGUACAGGCUACACCUUGAGAGUGAGCGGAAGAAAAGGGAGAGUGCCACUCAAGAGCUGAAGAGAAAAACAGCAGAGAAAGAGCUGGAGGACCUCCGGAAUCAGCGGCAGGUGCUCCAUAGUGUGUGCCAUUCCCUGGAAAGUGAUGCUGAUAAGUUUGCGGAGAAGGCCGAGGGUAAAGCGGGAACGAAGAUGGCUGAGCUAAUUGCAAAGUCAGAUUCCCUUCGACGAAGCCACAAGGGGAAAAAAGCAGAGCUUCUGACAUUGGAAAAAAUGAUCGAGGAGAAGGCCACACAGCUCAGGCACUUGUGACUAUGCAUUGCUGUCUAACUGUUUUAAUGUUUAUGUUUGCCUGUUGUUCCUGUUGUUAAUUACUUAGGUUUAUUCUCUCUCUCUCUCUCUCUCUCUCUCUCGCGCUCUCUCUCUCGGCCAGUUUUAGUGUCCAGUAUUGAAGUUUAAGUUUAGUUAUUUGUUCCCAAGUUAUUUAUUUUUUAAUGAAAUACUGUUUUUACAGUAUAAAAUUGCAUUUUAUUAUUAAGUUUCUUCCCCUUUAAAUACCCUGAUUUUGCAAUUUGCACAUUAUUUCAAAGUCCAAUGUGUAGCUGUUCAUUCUAAAAGUCCAGUCUGUCUUCUAAUUG
This is a messenger RNA of Neoarius graeffei (lesser salmon catfish), 7338 nucleotides long. RefSeq lists its product as uncharacterized. Lineage: Eukaryota; Metazoa; Chordata; Actinopteri; Siluriformes; Ariidae. Bases 5217 to 6650 code for a protein of 477 amino acids. The record is from RefSeq and is a predicted model, not a curated record. The transcript has 5 exons.